Messenger RNA from Heterobasidion irregulare TC 32-1, 921 nucleotides. RefSeq names its product Ribonuclease, T2 family. Gene Ontology annotation, biological process: RNA catabolic process. Gene Ontology annotation, cellular component: extracellular region. Lineage: Eukaryota; Fungi; Basidiomycota; Agaricomycetes; Russulales; Bondarzewiaceae. The transcript has 6 exons. The coding region runs from base 1 to 921 and encodes 306 amino acids. The record is from RefSeq and is a predicted model, not a curated record. Gene Ontology annotation, molecular function: ribonuclease T2 activity; RNA binding.
AUGCCCGUCCACUAUGGGCUGCUCACGUUGCUGGCUGUGUCUUCGGCGUGCUACGCGUCUUCCUCGCAGUUCUCAUUCGUUCCCAACACCUUCCCAAAUAUCUCAGCCUGCGUGAACCAGCCACCGACAUUCUCAUGCGAAAACACCACGACUAUCACGAAUACGUGUUGCUCGCCGACACCGGGGGGUCUGGUUCUGCAGACUCAAUUCUGGAAUACCUACACUGGGUUCGAGAGGCAGGGGCAGCUGUUGCCGAAGAACAGCUGGACUAUCCAUGGGCUCUGGCCGGACAACUGCGACGGAUCGUACGAGCAAUAUUGCGACUUGUCCAGACAGUACGAUCCGAAUCCUUCACCUGCGGUCCUCCCAGAUGGUACCGUAGUACCACCAUACAACGGUCCUGGGUUAGGUACAUUCGUAGAGGAGUUUGGCCGCUGGGACCUGCUUGAUUUUAUGAACAAGUAUUGGGUCAGCCAAGGGUCGCUCAAUUCUGAUUUCUGGGGUCACGAAUUUUCUAAGCAUGCAACUUGCACUUCGACUUUCGACCUGACUUGCUAUGGCCCCGACUACAAGAAGCACCAGGACACCGUUGACUUUUUCUUAGCUGUUGUUCGCGCGUUUAAAAUGUUUCCGACAUUUGAUACGCUCGCUGCAUCCGGGAUCAUUCCCUCUAACAAGACAACAUAUAGCCUCAGCCAUAUUCAAAAUGCACUCAAGGCACAAACAGGCUCUAUUCCUUUCAUUGGUUGUGGUCACAACGGAACCGUCCUCCAGGAGAUCUGGUACUUCAAUCAUGUCAUGGGAACAGAGCAGUUCGGAUCGUUCAAAAGCGUGGAUUCCACGACCAAAAGCAGCUGCUCGAACACGACAGGUAUAAACUAUUAUGAGAGAACGCCCACCUCAGAGCGUGAAGUCCGAUAA